UGACCAGCAUGAGGAAGGAGCUCUCAUGGCUUCAGUAACUUAGGGGAGCUCCUACCUGGGUGUCCCUCGGAGUAGGAAGGUUUCUGUCUGUUUGUUUUCCGGUUCUGAGGGUCUCCGCUGUUUCCCUUGCCUGUUUCAGCGUGACUCUGGUGGGUUUUGCACACCCUGCUCUGUGGGGGAGUGCCCCGACGUGCCUGUCUUAUGUGGCCUCUGUGGACACACUGCCCAGCUGGCAGAGAACAGGGAAGUUUUCUCCCAGCACCCAAAAAGAGAAAGAGGAAACCACUUUUUCCCUCUGGGCUCCUUGCAGCACAAUAGCUCAGGAUAAGCUUCCACGGUUCCCUCCCUGGAGUUUCUGGAGCACUUUCCAGGAAGAAGUUAAACCGUCAUCUUUAAAUGGAUGAGUAUGUCACAAUCAGGAAGAAACAUCUCCAAAGACCCAUCUUUAGACUAAGAUGCUUAGUGAAGCAGCUGGAGAAAGGUGACGUCAACGUUGUGGACCUCAAGAAGAACAUUGAAUAUGCAGCGUCAGUGCUGGAGGCUGUUUACAUCGAUGAGACGCGAAGACUCCUGGACACCGAGGAUGAGCUCAGCGACAUUCAAAACGACUCAGUCCCGUCGGAAGUCCGAGACUGGUUGGCUUCAACCUUUACACGAAAAAUGGGGAUAAUGAAAAAGAAAGCCGAGGAAAAGCCAAAGUUUCGAAGCAUCGUCCAUGCUGUUCAGGCUGGGAUUUUUGUGGAAAGGAUGUACAGGAAGACCUAUCACAUGGUUGGUUUGGCAUAUCCUGCGGCUGUCAUAGCGACACUCAAGGAUGUUGAUAAAUGGUCCUUUGACAUCUUUGCCUUAAAUGAAGCAAGCGGGGAGCAUAGUCUGAAGUUUAUGAUUUAUGAACUGUUUACCAAAUAUGAUCUUAUCAACCGCUUCAAGAUUCCUGUCUCUUGCCUAAUUGCCUUUUCAGAAGCUUUAGAAGUUGGUUACAGCAAGCACAAAAAUCCUUAUCAUAAUUUGGUUCAUGCAGCUGACGUCGCUCAAACUGUGCAUUACAUAAUGCUUCAUACAGGUAUCAUGCACUGGCUCACUGAACUGGAAAUUUUAGCGAUGGUCUUGGCAGCUUCCAUUCAUGAUUAUGAGCACACAGGAACGACCAACAACUUCCACAUCCAGACGAGGUCAGACGUUGCCAUCCUGUACAACGACCGCUCGGUGCUUGAGAAUCACCACGUUAGUGCCGCCUAUCGGCUUCUGCAAGAGGAGGAGAUGAAUAUUUUGGCAAAUUUACCUAAAGAUGACUGGAGGGAUCUUCGGAACUUAGUGAUUGAGAUGGUGUUAGCUACAGACAUGUCAGGCCAUUUCCAGCAGAUUAAAAACAUAAGGAGCAGCUUGCAGCAGCCUGAAGGGAUUGACAGAUCCAAAACUAUGUCCCUGAUACUCCACGCCGCCGACAUCAGCCAUCCAGCCAAGAAGUGGAAGCUGCAUUACCGGUGGACCAUGUCCCUAAUGGAGGAGUUCUUCCUGCAGGGAGACAAAGAAGCUGAAUUAGGAAUUCCAUUUUCUCCACUUUGUGAUCGGAAUUCCACGAUGGUUGCCCAGUCUCAAAUAGGUUUCAUUGAUUUCAUAGUGGAGCCAACAUUUACUCUCCUGACAGACUCGACAGAGAAAAUUAUUAUUCCUCUUAUAGAGGAAGCCUCAAGAACAGAAUCUUCUAACUGUGAGGCAAGCAGCUCGUCCACCAUGAUUGGGUUCCAUGUGGCCGAUUCUCUGAGGCAGUCAAGUACGAAAAGCUUAAUGAGUGAUGGGAGCUGUGCCCUGGGCUACUCUCUGUCAGCUGUGGACCUGAAGCGCUUCAAAAGCAACCUGGUGGACAUCAUUAAGCAGAACAAAGAGAGGUGGAAAGUGUUGGCUAACCAAGGUGAACUUGAUCUUCAUGAGAGUUCAGAAGACUUAGGAAGUACUGAAGAAAAGUGUGCUGACUCACACCCAUAGAUCUGAACAGACUUUAAGAGUUCAGUUGUUUUAAACAUAAGAGGAAAAUGAAAGCAGCAUGAAAAACAUGCAAAGUCCUUGACUUUCUAAAAAAUUAUAGUUGGCACAGGCCAUUUUAGUGGACUCGUCUGUAAGGAAUAAGAGCAUAAAAUUCAAUCUAAUAACUGGGCAAAGAUACCGGAGAGCUGUCAUUAGAAUUCUGUCCACUGUUUUGUUGUUGUUUUCCCUCCAUGAUUCGGCCAUCUUCAACCAAGUCAGAGAAACCUUUUAAGACUGAAAGUUGGACAGUUUCAAGUUUUCAUCACUUUUAACUUGUUGCAGAAGACAUUUGUCAAUGUACUUCUUGCACUGUUACUCAGACUGCUGCUACAACAGAAUUUUAAACAAAAGAGACAGACAAAAAUAAACAAGAAAAGUAAAAGAAAGCCAAAACAAAAUGAUGGAAAACUGAGUUUUCUUGCAGUGCUGGUCUGGUAAGACUGUCUCUUGUUUUAAAUGCAUGGGAACAGAAUAAGAACCGAGGCUGUGGGGAAGUUGUUCCUGAAGUCUGAGCAAGAGCAGGUCGUGGGAGCCGCUGCACAGGGCUGGGAUUCAGGCCUCUCUGCCUCUCCAGCAGGGAAACCGCAGCGCCCCUCCCCUGGAGCCAGCGGCCACCAUCCUGCAGCCAUCCCUGUGGUUUUAGGCACUAAUGUAGAACCCGUCAGUAUGUGGUCAGUAACCCGGAGCAUCGGCCACCGCAGGAGAUGAGCACUUGAAAGAAAACCGGAAUUUUCCUUCUGUGAUAUUGUUCUCAGUAGGAUAUAAAAUAAAUUACAGGCUGGGGCCCUGAGGCGUAAGAGGUACGAGUGAGUGUGUGUGUGUGUGUGUGUGUGUGUGUGUGUGUGGUGUAGGUGUGUGUACUCAUGCUCAGAGGUGUAUAUGGAAAUGGAAACUCACACUUUUCUGUAUAGAUAACAUUAUUUGAUGUGACUCCUUAAUUUUUCUGAACAGAAAUGAACCGCACCCCUCAGAGGCCCUGCUUCUUUGCCUUGUUUUGCCUGAGCAUGUGUGAAGCCUUUCCCUGACCCAAUGGCCUUUUCCUUAGCUAACAAGAAUGGUCAGGCCCAAUUAGAUGUUGUGGCUUUUUCACUGUACAUACCUUUCAGGGACUGUGAGCCUCUUGGAAAGUGGACUUUGGGUGGAAAGAAUCGAGAGCAGCCGUCAGUUAGGUGAUGCGCAGAGGGCUUGGCCCACCCUGAUGAGAUGCCUCUUGCACCUGCUUUUCCCCGGGGUCCACAAGGCAAUAUUUCAGAGAGGGGCGUGACCAGAAGCUUUUAAGCCUAAGCAGUGAGGUCUUCACAACUCACGGCUUAGAUCUACUUUAAUGUGGAAGCCAUAUUCUCUCUGCAUAUUUAGUAUGCAUUAUUGUAAUUUAAGAUAUAUUUGUGUGUGUGGCCUGUAUAAAACGCUUUUAAAUGUUAUGUGAAUUAGAUUCUUAGUGUCAGUAUCCUCUAAGUCUUGUGCAGAGCACAGCUAAACAACUGACAUGUAUCAUAGACACUGUGAUGUGGUGGCUAUUUUAAAUGUCAGCGUAGAGACUGACCUAUAGCAGUGUCUUGAGAAGAUUAAUAGAAGUGUGCAUCAUAGUAGCCUUUGCCCUUUAAAGCGGACUUUUUGUUUCUAUUUAUGGAGAAACUGUAACUACUGCUUUUAAUGUCUUCUUUUUUAAAUGAGAUAUUUAGCAUCUAGAAAAUAUUUUGCUUUCAAAGUAGAAUCUCAGAGUCUGAGCAGUCUAGUCACUAUUGAUCCUAAUUGAGCCAGUUGUUCUUCAGCACAGCUAGAAUCUUCGGAGGGAAGAAUAAAUUGAAACCCCGCCUCCCCUGGGGCACAGAGCACACAUUCCUUUGGUCUCUGCGCUUGGUUAAUAUAAGGGGCGGUUACACACAUUGGUUACUGUAUGUGUGCUAGCCUCAUUGUCCAGAUCAUGUGACUUACAAAGCACUGUGACCAGGCGUGUGCAGGGGGAGCUGGGGAGACACACCUCUUCAGAGCCAUCACACUGCCUGGUACACUUACUGCGCCCCUCACCUCCCUCUCUUUUGUUCCUAUCUCCGCUGUUUGCAAUGUGUCCCCCUUUUUGGCUGUGGCCUUUCGCACUCCUCUCCUCUUUCUCUCUCUGGAAGACAGCUCCCCCUGGAAGCUAAAAAGUCAAGUCAGACUGGAGGUCACAUGUGCUGUCCCUUUGCACAGAUAUUGGUACACGAGCCCACACCGUGAGGCCUGACUGUCUAUCCAUAGGCUGCUGCACCCGCUUAGCAAUUCCUCACAGCUACCUACCACGUGCUUGUAGGUUCAUGCGCCUUUCCAGCUAACCAGGACUUUACACUUUUCACAUGACAACCUAUGAUUCUUGUGUUUUUAUGAUGCUGUAACUCUCUGUAUUUCCUACUAUGUAUGAUUGCUAAAUAAAUCAUAUUUAAUGGUAAUUAUCCUGA
Molecule: messenger RNA, 4460 nt
Organism: Meriones unguiculatus (Mongolian gerbil)
Lineage: Eukaryota; Metazoa; Chordata; Mammalia; Rodentia; Muridae
Gene: Pde1a
Product: phosphodiesterase 1A
Exons: 15
Coding region: 397-1986 (529 amino acids)
Biological process (GO): signal transduction
Molecular function (GO): 3',5'-cyclic-nucleotide phosphodiesterase activity
Source: RefSeq, a predicted model, not a curated record